GCCAAUCGAACUUGGCAUCGCCCCGAGGUGGACCCCAAGCUUCAAGCAACACCGAUCUAAUUCCGGCUCAGCCACCAACAUGGAGUCAGGAACAGGCAAUCAGAGGAUCAACACUGCCAUGGAAGCAGAGACGCUAUCACGCUAACCCGUGGGGGCGGAACCCCCUGAAUUUGCGACCGAGGAUUUAAUCGCGAUCAUCUUCGCUCUUCUCAAGGUCAGUCAAUCGGACAAAAUUCAACUCCGUCGUGCUAUCGUCAUGAGACCGUACGCUGUUGCCCUCCUCGCUGCGCCCGCGCUUGCCGCGCAUCGCACCGCCCGCGACGCGAUCGAGAGCAUCUGCACCAAGAACAACAUCAUCACCACCGACGACUUCAUCCUCUACAACAACCUCUGGGGCGAGGACUACGCCACCUCCGGCUCGGAGUGCACCUACCUCGACUACGUGAGCGGCAACUCCAUCUCGUGGCAGACCUCGUGGACCUGGGCCGGCGGCGCCGACUACGUCAAGAGCUACCCCAACGCGGUGCUGAACGUCGGCGCGAAGCAACUCAGCUCCAUCACCAGCAUCCCCACUACGUGGUCGUGGAGCUACACCGGCACCGACCUCAAAGCCGACGUCUCCUACGACGCCUUCUUCUCCACCACCGCCUCCACGACCGCCACCCACGAGUACGAGGUCAUGGUCUGGCUGGGCGUGUACGGCGGCAUCGAGCCGAUCGGCAACGCGGACGGUCCGAUCGCCAGCCCGACCAUCGGCGGCCGCGUGUGGGAUCUGUACAAGGGCCCCAAUGACUGGACCGUCUUCAGCUUCGUGGCCCGUGAGAAUGUCCAGGACUACUCCGGCGAUAUCAUGGACUUUUUCAACUAUCUGAUCGACAACGAGGGCGUCUCGUCGAGUCUGUACCUCCAGACGCUUGGGGCGGGGACGGAGCCGAUGACGGGGUCGGAUGCGUGGUUUACUGUUGCGCCGUAUGAGAUUAGCAUCAACGCUUAGUAGGGUGGUUUGCGAGCUGCGCAGAGGGGAGAUGGAUAGUGGAAAGUGUGUAGAGUUGGUGGAUAUGCGAUAGCUCAACCGAUGUGAUAACUAUUCCUGCUGGCAAUCAAAAGAUAGUAUGCGAGCUGCGUAGAAGGGAGAUGGAUAGUGGAAAGUGUGUAGAGUACUGUUUGCCCGAUAACGAUCGAUGUGAUAGCUAUUGCCACUGGCAAUCGAAUGAUACUGUGCGGGAGAUUCCACGAUUGAGGAUGCGAGAUUGGG
Aspergillus aculeatinus CBS 121060 is the source of this 1255-nucleotide messenger RNA. RefSeq names its product xyloglucan-specific endo-beta-1,4-glucanase A. The record is from RefSeq and is a predicted model, not a curated record. NCBI's taxonomy places the organism in Eukaryota, Fungi, Ascomycota, Eurotiomycetes, Eurotiales, Aspergillaceae. The transcript has 2 exons. Gene Ontology annotation, biological process: polysaccharide catabolic process. Bases 257 to 994 code for a protein of 245 amino acids. Gene Ontology annotation, molecular function: cellulase activity.